GAUUGCACUGGAGCAUUACAAAGUCAUGUUUGUGCUGCUGCUACCAUCUCACAGUGCUGCUAACGUCAUCACAAUCAGCUGAUCAUUACUGAAACAUCCACAUCCCUGCACACUAGUCUUUCACUCUUUUUUAGAGCACAUUUCUGAUAUGAAAGCAUACAGCACAGAAAGGACAGACACUUGAAGAAAACUGCAUCAUUAUCUCAGUAGUCUGAAAACGCAAAGCUGCAAGUGGAGAUACGUAUCUAAGCAUAGCAGAACUGGAGCUUUCCCUGUUCAGAAGAACAGUAAUAAACACUUAGGAGGGACCUCAAUAAGGCCAUCAUCAGCAUUACAGAAUUCUGGAAAGCAGCUGUUAGUGUUCAACAGUCGAAAAUUUGCUGCUGUGCCAUUAAUGUGUACAGGCUGCUUGGAAAUGUAGAAGGUGUAAGAAGACAUUCAUUUGUAGACUGAAAGAUGUUAAUUAUCCCAUUUCCAAAGCCUUCAGAAUAAACUACACCAUUUCCUUCAUCAGGCAAGUUACUAGGGUAAUUGCUAUAACGUCAGUGCUUAAGAUGAAUAUUGAAAUCAAGAACAUUACUUUUUCAUCGGCUUCUGUAUCCUGGUCACCCACUCAUUAUGUGUGCCCAGAAAAAUUUUACAGAAUUAUGUAUCGCCCCAAUUGGAACAGCAUCUUGUCUGGCUUUUCCCGACAGACAUUUCAUCGUGAAGAGGUAAUACCUCUGAGUCGGAAUUCCUUUACCCUGCAGAGGUUGGCACCAUCUACAAACUAUAUACUAUGUGUGACAUGCCAUGGAAUUCAUCCUUCCAGAGAUCAAUGCACUAUUUUUCAUACAAUGGCCAAAGACUCUUUAUUUAUGGCCAACAAAAAACUUGACCUGGCUAUGAUUAUAUGGCUCACAAGCAGUGUCUUUCUGAUCAUUAUCGCAAUUACUCUUAUGUAUGGCUGUUUAAAAAUGUGGUGUAAGAAAUGCAAGAGAAUUCCUAAAGAUUACAGUUUUUCAUCUUCCUUAGGUACAGACAGAGGUGCUACUCAAGCAUGGAAUGGAGCAGAUGCUGAAACGGCUUUGGUGGAUGAUAAUUUUGAGGUUCCAGUCCUCGACAGAUUAGCUGUGCUUGAUAGGCAUUCUGAAAGCAAAUCUGAUGGCAUUAUACAAAAAACACUAGGAGGAACACAAGAUCUGCUGUCAUAUAAAAAGGACAGUGACAGAAUAGCCAUUCUGUCACAGAGUGUUUAUGAGUAAACUAUCAGUGAUCCCCGUAUUGCAUCUUCCCAGUUUUGUACAGUCCUGUUGUGUUCAGUUUGGGAGACUUUAGAAUUGCUUCCAUAAUGUAAUACAGACUAAAUCCUUAAAUUAAAGGAAACAUUUGUUUAUACAUUACCAAUGUAAUCAACAGUAAUUGUUUGAAGUCUUAUAUAGAUCUCAUAACUCAUUGCACUGUGGUCACAUGUAUAUUUCUGUAAAGAACAUGAUUUUUAGGCAAACAGUACAGAUACUAACUGAUACUACAGUUAAGGAAAGCAGGUCGGUUGUAUAAAUGGUUGUAAAUAACUUAUUCCUUUCUUUCUGUGUUGCUUAUCAGUGCGUAUUAGUGCAAAAGUAUAUUAUGCAUGAACCAGCAGAUAAAAUAGUAAUGUGCUAUGGCCAGGUAUGUAUACAGGAGAAAGAGUUGCAUUUAAAAACACCACAGCAAGGGCAAGCAAAUACAGUUCAUUAUGGAAACCCUUAUUUCAAGACAACAACAGCAAGAAUGUUUUAAUAUUGGGCUAGGCUACAUUUUCAUGCUAUCUUGUCAAAGCCUUAUUUUACAACAUAUGCCAUAUCUAUGUUUGAUUUAUAAUCACUUCCUCCAUAUUUGUUUUGUUAAGCAUAACACAUUAUUCACUUUUGCCAACAGUGAACCAGCUAUUUUAUCAUUAUAUCUGCAAUCUUUUGGAAAGGGUGAAUGUUAUGGAAUCCAUACACAUAUAGCUUUCAGUGUAACAAAAAAUCAAGAGUCCAAAAUGUAUGCUGUACUGAUCUAAUUUUGAAUGGUAGUUAGCAUCUGUCUCUCCUAUUUAUCUUUUAGAUGGUGAUCCAAGCUCACCAGAAUUUUAUUUUCUAUACCUACAAAUCCCUGAUAGAAGUUACUUUAGCAUUACUGUAUGCAUUUAAAAAUUAAACUGCAAAAUGUCAAAGCUGAUUACGUAAGAAAAUAAAAUGCUGCCAAUCAAUUUUAA
Protopterus annectens (West African lungfish) is the source of this 2221-nucleotide messenger RNA. RefSeq names its product fibronectin type III domain-containing protein 9-like. The transcript is spliced from 3 exons. The record is from RefSeq and is a predicted model, not a curated record. Bases 555 to 1244 code for a protein of 229 amino acids. Gene Ontology annotation, molecular function: protein binding. Lineage: Eukaryota; Metazoa; Chordata; Ceratodontiformes; Protopteridae.